UAGUGGAAUUUCCACUAAAAAUCAAUCAUCAUCUUCAUCAUUUUUCGAGCAUUUAUAAUUGAUUUUCAACUCAAUCGGACUAAACUAUCAAUUGUUUAAGCCCUGCUUCCCCAAAAAAUAGAAACAUGACAACGUGUAUAAUUCUAAUAUCAUCUACCCGGCGACUCAUGCGCUUUUCGGAGUCGUCUAAUAUUUCAGUUCCCCUAAGAAAAAACAGGAAUUAUUACAAUAAUCAAAAAUUCCACAGUUGAUAUGAGGAAUUUAUGCCAAAUAAAGAUUUUCGAAGGGAAAUGCAAUGAUUUUUUGGGAUUCUCUGAGGUUUUUGUGGAUUAAAUUGAGUUUUUAGAUUUUUAUUAUUUUGGAUUUACUCAUAAAUUUCGCUGGGGUAGGUUAUAAGGAUUUUUAGAUUUUCAGGACGCAACAGACACUGCUACUUCACAAACACCUGUUGUGUACAAACAUAACCUCCAGAAGCUCCUGUUGACACCAAAAAUGCACCUGCGGACAUGAAUUACGAAGACUGAAUCGUUUCUCUAGAUUUAGGACAGAUGAAGGGUUAAUUAUGUUCGCUUUGUUGGGUGACAUCAAGCUCUGGAGCUGCGAUGAUAAUAUUGAUAUCCAGGACACCGAUUUCGGAGCAUUCAGGUACAAUGACAGAAAGACUGAUGGCCUUUACGACGAGGGAAAGAGGUCAUACUGCAACAAUCGGGGGAUUAUUCAUACUCCAGUUAAUAAAAAAGGAAAAAAAUUGAAGGACGGACUAAAAUAUUUGGAGGAACAACUGAGGGAUCACUCGAUAAUUUACUCCGAGUGGCACGACCAGAAUGCCCUAGAGCUGAUGCUCAACACCGGUUUACUGAUCUUCAUUCAAAUAAAAAUUCCAACUGGUGACAUCGAUAGAAUCGGAUUUGACAAGUACCUAGUGGGAAAGGUCCCAGACCACCUCUCAGAUGCUGUCAUCACGAGGGAGAAUCUAGUUUGCACUCAGAACGACAGUCAAGUCACAAUUUUACACUUUACGAAGUCUAAGAGGCAGGGUUUCGAGAAGAUCAGUAAAUUAGAGCCCAAACUGGUGACUGUGGAGCUCUCUGGACCCAGUGGGAGGAGAAUCGAGAAGAAAAUUCGAGUCAAUCGAACUGGAGAUUUAAUCUUAAUCUGGUGGAAAUCGACGAGCAACGAGGUCUAUCCAUGGAGUCCAGCGAUGAAGGAGCACGACAGAGCAAAUGUUCAUCUCUAUCGUCUCAGGGGUGUCAAGUUCGAAUUGCUGUGCUACAUCAAGACUGAAUUCGAUCCUCUGUGCGUUAUUUUCAACUCGAGACAGGAAAAUGUUCUGCAUUCUGUCGAGCAGAAAGUGUCCAGGAAGGGGGAAGUUACGAUCGAAUGGCAGACGUAUCAAGUGUCCCAACAAGAUAAACUGCAGAGGAUUGAAGUGGUCUCGAUUCCCCUCCCGACGCACACAAGCUGCUCUAGAUUCUCACCAAAUCAGGAUAUGCUCCUGCUCUGUUGUAUUGAUGGAUCCAUCACCCUCCAUGAUCACACGAAGGGGACUAACGCCAGUGUGAAAGCGGGAUUUAUACCAACAUUGGCAUCUUGGCACAGUGACAGCUUUAUAUUCACGGUGGGAAACGAGAGGGGACAGUGUCAGCACUACGACAUCUCCCUCUCCUGCAUCAAAACCCAAAUGUUGAAUGAAGAAUCGACUCAAUCAAAUAUACUCGAUUUCUCCUCGUACUUCCGAAGUCAACCAGCACUCCUGCAAAUAUCCUGGAGCAAGAAACUUGACGACGAGAUUUAUUACAACGAUCGAUACAAAAAUAGAGACUCUCUACUUCUUCUUUCGUUUGAGAGGGGUCCUCUGGGUGUCAUGAGGAUCGUUGGAGGCAGUAAUUUAACAGGAGAUGUCCUAGUCUUCAAAUACCUCAACUUAUCCUCGCCAGAUCGUGCAACUUCUCUUCUCUUAUCCAUGAACUGGGACAGCCAUUCCAGGAUUUGCAUGCACUCGUUGAAUCAAAUCCUGAAUCAUCUCUUUAAACUUCGAUUGGUGCCGGAACGUGAGAGUUUGAUUCAGGAUGCACUGGGGAGUUUUCACGUCCCAGUGCGUCCGAUAAGUCAAGCUGUGGAGGACGAGUAUGGGGAUGAGAUCAGGGACCUCACGAGGAGAUUUUUCCAUCACUUGAUGCGUUAUAAAUUAUUCGAGAAAGCUUUUAGACUGGCGAUCGAUCUAAAUGAUCACGAUUUGUUCAUGGACAUUCAUUAUUACGCACUCGUUGUCAAUGAUCUUGAGAUGGCGAGGGCUGCCAAGGAGAAGGCUGAACUGGUGCUGAGUAGAUCGAAUAGUUGUGCUAGUUCACAUUCCACUUGCUCAAGGCCAUCAUGCUCCCUCUGUUCAGACUCGCCGAGUGACAACGAGAGUGAGUCCUACACCGAUGAAAGUGGCAGUGACUCCCCCUGCAGAAGAUCAAAAAAGUUCACAAAAACCCCAAGCCUCUCCCAAAUUCCCCCUCUCCCAAUAAUCACCCCAGGCGCCUUCACCCCUGUUCCCCAGAUCUCCACCUCCUUCAACGAUCCCCCCUCCCCCCAGACAUACCUCAACAUCCCCUCGAACCCCUUCGACUACAAAUUCCGAGAGAUCAAUCCCACGUCAGUCUCUCAGAGCAAAAGUCAUUUUUCGAGGAUGUCGACUUCCUCUACUCCUCCGAGCAAAAACAACUUCUCCAGGAUGUCCACGUCAUUCGGGAAUCUGAAGAUCAGUGAGCUUCAGGGUAUCAGGGACCCCACCUUCAGGAGAGCAUUCUCCAACGAUCGAUUCUUCCCAUCUGAGCCCCAGAUAACUGAUAAAACUGGCUCGACACUGGAGGAAGUUAUCUCUGUAGACAUUCCCAAUUCCAUUGAGUACUCUUUCAUGAGCAUCGAUACGAACCUCACGAGUACGUCCUUCAUUUCUGAGGAUAAUUGCUCCUCAAAUGUUCCCAACUCUACGAUAGCUGAAGAGGAAGAACCAAAAAAUCCUGGGAAAAGCCAAGAGUCAGUGCACCUCUUCAACUCUGAAAACCUCGUAUCGACCUCCUUCAACGAGGACCCAGACGACGAAAACCCCGAGGACGACGAUCACUCCGAGAAGGACACAAGUGCCACCAGCAUCGAGGUGCCCCCACCCCCAGAGAUGACCUCAUCCCUCGCGAAUUACCUCAACAGUCUCCCCAUGAAGAACCUCCCCAUCUCCAGGAGCACCCCAGGCCUCUCCGACAUCGACGAACUCAUCAGGUUCUCGACCCGGGGGACCCGGGGUAUCCAGACCCAGUCGUCAGUCUCUGCAAUUCUCCAGAGCAGGGGGAGAAACAAUUUCGGGGGGAGUGGGACCUACAGAUUUAAUUACGAUCUCGGGGAUGAGGCCAUGUUCUCUGGGAGUUGUGAGGACCUCAGAAGGGGCGAGGGCCAGGUCUUCGGGGGGUAUCUGAAGGAAAGGGGGAGAGGGGAGAGAACAGAGAGGAGAACUAAGGCCGAUGGCAACUCCAAUGUCCCCCCUCUUCCUGUGGUGGGCGGCAAGGGGGUGGAGGGGUUCGGAGAGAGGCCCAAGGUCAAAUUCUCCAACACUGUGACACACAUCCUAGUGCCCGGAAGUGGACAGGGUUAUAGACCCCUGCAACGUCCAGUGACUAAGCUCCACCCCAUGGACCCCAAGAGGGAACUAGCAGAGAGUCUCCCGCUCUGCCUAGGAAACGAGGACUACCUUAAGGACUUCCAACCCCUCUCAAAAGACUCUGGGGCUGAGGAGAAACCGAAAGAGCCAGUGAAGACAGAGGAAGCAGCGAAAAUCAAAGUCGUUCACUUCGGACUGUUAUAAAACCCCAAUUAACGAAUUAAUUAUGGUUAAUUAAUUGUCAUUAUCGAAUUCCGUCCAAAACUGAGAGAUUGUUCCAGAUAUUUUUUAUACUUUUAUGUGGAAAAUUAAUAAAUUUUCCGACUUUUUAAUCAA
Molecule: messenger RNA, 3976 nt
Organism: Diachasma alloeum
Lineage: Eukaryota; Metazoa; Arthropoda; Insecta; Hymenoptera; Braconidae
Gene: frtz
Product: WD repeat-containing and planar cell polarity effector protein fritz
Exons: 13
Coding region: 563-3844 (1093 amino acids)
Biological process (GO): establishment of protein localization; nervous system development; cilium organization
Cellular component (GO): axonemal basal plate
Molecular function (GO): protein binding
Source: RefSeq, a predicted model, not a curated record